Lepisosteus oculatus (spotted gar) is the source of this 5527-nucleotide messenger RNA. It is a transcript of the gene rimkla, whose product is annotated as ribosomal modification protein rimK-like family member A. Gene Ontology annotation, molecular function: N-acetyl-L-aspartate-L-glutamate ligase activity; metal ion binding; ATP binding. The record is from RefSeq and is a predicted model, not a curated record. Gene Ontology annotation, biological process: protein modification process. NCBI's taxonomy places the organism in Eukaryota, Metazoa, Chordata, Actinopteri, Semionotiformes, Lepisosteidae. Gene Ontology annotation, cellular component: cytoplasm.
GGCACGGCAGCCCAGGCUCCCUGCCCCGCGGGGGUUCAGACCGACGGCUCGCACUGCCCUGCGGCGGGAUCCUGGACCGGACUGACCGGGACACACGGCGGACCGAGCCGAGCAGAGGAGCCUGACCGCUCGCUUCGCACCCCGUCGCCCCGGGCGCGUUGAGCCCGCAGCCCGCCGCCGCCGCCCCUUGUGCUGCUCCCGCCCCGGGGGCAUUCCCGGCGCCCCCCGACCCCGGAUCCCGCCCGCCCCGCGACCCGCUCAGCGCUCCCCGAGCCCCGGAGGUGCCCCCGCCGCCAUGUGCUCCCGGGUGUGGUUCGUGACGGACCGGCGCAUCAGCCAGGAGUACCCGCAGGUCCAGAUCCUGCGGGCGCUGAAGCAGCGCUGCGCCGAGGAGGAGGUGGAGUUCCGCUCGCUGCUCAUGGACCAGAUCGUGCUGACCAUCACCGACGGACAGCUGGGGCUGCGUGUGGAGCAAGAGGUGGUGACCUCGUACCCUCAGGUGGCCGUGGUGCGGGUGCCCACCCCCUGGGUGCAGUCGGACAGCGACAUCACCGUGCUGCGCCACCUGGAGAAGCUGGGCUGCCGGCUGGUGAACCGGCCCCAGGCCAUCCUGAACUGCGUCAACAAGUUCUGGACCUUCCAGGAACUGGCGGGCCACGGCGUGCCCCUGCCUGACACCUUCUCCUACGGGGGCCACGACAACUUCCGCAAGAUGAUUGACGAGGCCGAGCCGCUGGGGUACCCCGUAGUGGUGAAGAACGCGCGUGGGCACAGAGGGAAGGCCGUGUUCCUGGCGCGGGACAAGCACCACCUGUCCGACCUGUGCCACCUGAUCCGGCACGAGGCGCCCUACCUCUUCCAGGAGUACGUGAAGGACUCCCACGGGCGGGACGUGCGCGUGGUGCUGGUGGGGGGGCGCGUCAUCGGCUCCAUGCUGCGCUGCUCCACCGACGGCCGGAUGCAGAGCAACUGCUCCCUAGGUGGCGUGGGCAUGAUGUGCCCGCUGAGCGAGCAGGGCAAGCAGCUGGCGGUGCAGGUGUCCAACAUCCUGGGCAUGGACGUGUGUGGCAUCGACCUGCUGCAGCUGGCCGACGGCUCCUUCGUGGUGUGCGAGGCCAACGCCAAUGUGGGCUUCAUCGCCUUCGACCAGGCCUGCGGGAUGGACGUGGCGGGCAUCGUGGCCGACUACGCCCUCUCGCUGCUGCCCAGCCGCCUCACCCGCAAGAUGUCCCUGCUCUCGGUGGUGUCCAGCGCCAGCGAGACCAGCAGCGAGCCCGAGGUGUGCCCGCCGCCCAGCACCAUCCCCGAGGCCGUGUGCACCAUGAGCGUGGGCUCCACCUCCAGCGAGAGCGACCCCGAGCUGGCCGAGACCCGCGACGCCCCGCCGCCCCCCCACCCGGCCCUCCCUGACCCCGCCUACAACAUCAACAAACUCCUCGCCAACGAGAUCAAACUAUUGACUGAGUGAGCCGGGCGCUGCCCGAGCCCGCAGAGCCCUGGCACACUGACACACACACACACACACGCUUACAUACAGACGACACACACGCAGACACAGCCCAGGCUAGCGCACAUGUACAUGCCAAGAUCCAUGCCCACACACGCACAAACGCAUGCGCCUUUCCAUGCUAGUCCAUUGACAAACAUCCACACAGAGGACUGACAGGCUGCUCCCCUAGUUGACCUGCUGUCUGCCCUGUGAAGGAGAGUUUACAGCGCAGCCUGGCACUAGCGAGGCAAGUGCUUAAGUGCAUGACGACAGAAUCAUCAUUUCACCGCAUGAGAGCGAAGGCAAACUGGCAGCAGAUUUGUAGUGCGUUUUAAUUGGUUUAGUCCAGUAAAAUGCACCUGGUACCUGGUACUAUGCAUACUUUUAUGAAAGGUCAACCGCAAAACCGCAACUAAAGAUACUCACCUGACUACUGACAUACUGACGGAUAACUGAAAUGAUUUAGGUGAACUGGAUUGUUUUUAGCUUUUUUUAUUCUGUGGGGUGGGGGGUGGUAGUGGUGUUUUGUAGGAGAAGUGAACUUGAGGACAUUUUGAGAGAAGGCUGGUGUUUGAGUGCAGAGUCUCUUGCCAGGUUUUACAGCACAGCUCUCUGCUACAGCAAGUCUGGCUCUGGUAUCUUAACGUCAUCCUGGGCUUUGGGCUGAAGGAGUCUGACUGCUGCCAAAAGAAACAGGAGCCAGAACAGCUGUAGCACAGAAAGCACCUGCUCUCCAGCCAUUAGGAGGCAAAGGGAAGAGAGAAUAAUGAUUUUCGGCAACACACACCUUACACAGUGCGACUGACCACUUACACGACCCUGACACUGAAGUGUCUUUCCCCAGACUCUUUUGUACUCAAACACUAAUUUUAUCAAGAUAAAUGUGAAGCAGUUUAAGUAGCAUCAGCAACCAGUGGUGUCAUUUGGGGUGUAAGAAAGCAGCAGAUGGUUAUUUGUACUCAGCUGACUGACAAUAAACAGGAUUGGGACCGGUGACUUCCGAGUUAUUGUUCACCGGUGUGGCUAUGAGCAUCAGAUCUCACCUUCCACUGGGCCUUUUACGCACUUUAAGAAAAACGGUUUACAGGUUUCCCAGACAGCGUGGGGGUGUGAGGAGCGCACCCUGACGGAGCUGCCGGGGGUGGACGCAGAGCUGUCCCGCUGUGCGCGGCGAGGACGGGCCUGGGCCCCUCACCUCCGGCGGUCUCCCGGUCCGGCCCCGCUGUCUCGCGGUUCCCCGCCCCUUUCCCCCGGCAGUCAGUGACCAAGAGGUGAACCCCUCGUGCUCGAGGAGCGAGCCCAUCGAAUUUGCAGACCUGCGACUUUCCUUCCACUCUGGUCUUCGACCCCAUGGGUGGGACGCAGCUGGGUUGGGUCGGUUUCAGCUGCUUUAGGGGGAUUUCCUGCAUGAAAGCUUCAUCUUGCAUGACCAUGACCCCCCGGGGGUCCGCAGACCUCUGGGACCCGUCAGUGUCAGUGUGGAUGCAGACCUGCUUCUCUGUCGUUGGCUGGCGAUGAGCACAGGCCACACAGCUCCACCUCUCGAGCCACUCAUAAGACAUGAGCGAUGAGGGGAAUUCCCCAGUCUGAUGCUCUAACUAUGGCAGGAUCACCCUGACCCUGCAAAAUGAUAAACGGCAGACCUGGAGUAGGUCUUGCGCCGAUGACUUCAGUGUAGCAUGAACCGAAGUCUGGAUUCAAGCUAGUCUCAUGAACCUGAACCAUCCCUGCAAUGCACACACGCCUGUUUUAGUGGCAGUAUCUGUAAAGGGAAUUCCUGCUCAUGCAGACUCUUAACCUCAUACAACACUCUGGGAAGCAGCCUGGACCUCAGUCCCCUUCGUCAAGGCAUGAGCAACAUAUCCAUUAGUAGCUAGAGAUCUGCCUAAAAUGUGUAUUGACAAAAAAAUCCACUUUUUAAACUAUGAAAAACACACAGUGUACCAAGAAGGUUAACAUGCUAUUUCUUCUUUGCUUGUUUUAUAAUGUUCAGUGUUUUUUUAUUUAUUGUAUACUUUUUUUUAAAAGGAAAAACUUCGUUUGUGUGCACUAAUGUGUCUCAAUGAAGUGAGACCACUGUGAAGCUUGGCCUUUGUGAGAAAUCUUCCUAACAGCCUGGAAUCCACCAGGAGUCUACACAAGGUGAUAACUGUGAGCUCACCAGUGCUAGUGGUCCCACUGGAGAGAGAAAAGGUGUCAGUGGUCAGUGCUGCACCAGCAAAAAUAGUUUAUUGCAUUUAUUGCAUUAUGUAGAUGGAUUAUAUCUUGAAGCGGACUGUGAAAUUAGUGGCUCACCAGAAGACUGUGGGAUGUGUAGAUAACAACUCUCUCUGUUAGCUGAAUAGUGCCAAUUGUGUGCAUUUUCCUGCUCUUAACCUUCUUAAUCCAUUUCUGUGACUAAAUGUGAUCUGUGUGAUUCUCUGUCUUUGUAUCUUGCUUACACUGUGACCAGGCAUGCAGACUGCUCGAUUCAGAAUCGCUCUGUCUCUGACACAUCUGGGAGCAGGGAUAUUGGAAGCCCAUUAGUGAGGCACUGCGGUCUGAAGCACGUGCGUCACCGAGCCAUUUCCCACUCGAUCUGCUUUUCUUCAGCAAAGCGACUUUUUAGGAGCUGUUUUUUUCUUGAAUGUCUAGUUUAUGUGGCUGCCGGUCUAAGCAGGAAUACACUCAGAGGCUCAAGCAGAACAGCCACCAAAAUACAGCAGAGAAUACUCAACAAGAGGGUGAUCAAAAGGCAGAAUAACAGGAUACAUCCGUUCAGCAUUCUUUUAGAUAACACUACGUACAUAACUCCGAUCACAACCACUCUUGAGUCCGGUUCGUUUAGACAGAUCCCAUAAUACGCAGUUAUGACGAGAGUUUCAUGCUGUGAUAGUUCUCUCACAUGAACCAUGCCCAUAUUGUUGCACUGAUCUCCUGGUAGAAUGGUCUUUCGGAAGAAAGUGCAUUUCUUCGCUAUCAGCAAUCAGAGUAAUCGGAUCUUUUUUUUUAGUCGAAAAAUGUCUGUCUUAAAUUCUGCUCCCCAUUAUGAAGCUCUGAAAAACUGAAAACUGCAUCUCACCUUCAAAGACACAUACAAGGGAAUUCUUGCAACAUCUGAGUUUACCAAAAGCUACCCAGUGGUCAGAUUUACUACUUACAGGCUUUUGUGAACUCUGAAGUCAAAAUGCCAAAAAACACAAAACAUUUUCAUUUUCAGUAUUGUGCAUUAACAAUGGAAACUAUUGCAUGUCAUUUUUUUUAAAAAUAAUUAGUCCUUCACAGUUUUGAGUAGCCUUGAGAUAUUUGAGAUGGAAUAUUUCCAUUAGUCUAAAAUAGCAAGGACACGCUGUGGAGGCCACAAGCUUCGCAAUGAAACGACAUGUCAUUUGAAGGUUGAACGAUUUGAACAAUGGAAGGGUCACACCAGUCUUAAAACAAGUUUCUCCUUUUAGUAUUCAAAUUUAAAGUACUAGGAUACUGGACAUGUCACUGCUGUUGUCUUGCGCCUUGAUUUCGAGAAGCUGGCCUGAAUCACAGCAGCCACCACACCUCUUCCUAGCUGUGUUGAGGGACAGCGGUCAUUGGUUUCUAACACUUCACACAGAUUGGAACAGUGGCUUUUCCAUUAGUUCACCAGUUCCGGAUCUCAGUAGCCGAGUGUGGGUUUAAACCAACUUGGCAAUUGAAACUUGCUAUCGUACUGCUUCUGGGCUUUCUCACUAAGGUUUCAGAACAGACGUCUUUAAAGAUUCAAUUCUGUCUUUUCGAAUAUUUAUGCAGUUCGACGGUUACACUGUAAUGCCAUUUAAAAGCAGUGUAAAUGAAAUAGCACUUUAGAUAUCUCUUUAUGUGAGGAUUCCAUUUAACAGAAUCCCGCCCCCUCAAAAAUGCAUUGGAAUGUAAUAUCAUUUCAUUUAGCGCACAGUGAUCCUUUAAAGCAAGGAAGACGGCAAUCGAUAAAAUUCAAACGCCUUCCUAACCGUGAAUCUGUUUGAAGUGUGUUAAUGCAUUUUCAUGUGCUCAUCUCUUGCAACUGCUGUCUGGCAAGGUGUUUUU